UUAAUUUCAUAACAAUGAAAAUUAUUUUCCUGCUCUUUGGCUUCAUCUUCCAUCCGAACAAUGCUCAAUUUGAUAAAUCCGGAGUACAACAAACUCUCGAUGCACACAAUGAAUUCCGGUCUUCAAUUGCUAAGGGAACCUAUGUGACGAAGGGUCUCUUACAUGCACCGGCAACUAACAUAAUGAAAAUGAAGUGGAAUGUCACAAUAGCAACAGCAGCUCAAAACCAUGCGAACAAAUGUCCAAAGGGUCACGACGGUCCUUUAGAGGGAGUUUCUGGAGAAUGUAUGUGGUCAGGACAUAUCAAUGCAUCAAAAGGUGUGAAUCAUCUCGGAGCCGUAGCUGCAAAGGCAUGGAGCUCCGAGUACACUAAGAAGGGAUGGGAGACGGACGUAAUGAGCGACGAAUUUUUCAAUAGUGGCGUCGGGCAUGCUAUAAUAAUGACUUGGUACUCGCAAGUCAAUGUCGGGUGUGGCGUGAAGCUUUGUCAGAAGGAGGGUGAUUAUCAGUUGGCUAUAGUCGUUUGUAAGUAUUGGGGCGAAGGACAGGGUAACGGUAAGAUUAUGUACGAAUCGGGACCAACUUGCUCGGCUUGUCCGCCCAACACCACUUGCGAUCAGGCCACCGGGCUUUGUGAUAGCAAGAUUCCGGAUAUUCCGGAACCGAUCUACAAGUAUGAUGAGCUGGUCAAUAGUAAGCCGGCCUACACGGUGGUUAUGGGCUUUUUCUUGAUGAUAAUUGUUCAGCUAAUCUGAAGAUACAGUAUUUUAAUAAAGUUUCUAAAUGUA
Caenorhabditis elegans is the source of this 788-nucleotide messenger RNA. It is a transcript of the gene scl-17, whose product is annotated as SCP domain-containing protein. The record is from RefSeq and is marked reviewed. The transcript has 3 exons. NCBI's taxonomy places the organism in Eukaryota, Metazoa, Nematoda, Chromadorea, Rhabditida, Rhabditidae. Bases 15 to 755 code for a protein of 246 amino acids.